UGUUUACAGUGUUAUUUAGUAUUACAAUAUAUUCCGUACACCGAGCAUGGACAUCGUUCGGUGGAUUUAAAUUGUUCUUAAUUAAUGGCUCACAUAAUUAACACACUGCAACCAUAGAAUUAAAAGUGCGCUUUAAGCUAAUAAAAACUUCUCUUUAGUUAAUUAAAUUGAACCGUUCCUUAUCAGUUUGUUGCCGGCUGCAAUAUUUACAAACAUCUCAACUGUGACAUCACACACAAUAAAUAUACCGAGAACGAGACAGCGAGUGUGUCUUUUUUAGUGUAAGAUAUUCGUUUUGAGCAAGGCUGUGUGUGUAAAGAGAGCGUUUUCCUAUGUGGAGAAAAUUUGGUGUAGACAAUCGAAAUGUAUUUACCGAAACCGGAAAUUGCAGUGUAUUUGAUUGUUUAUGUUUUGUUUCUGUUAUAUGGCAUUUAUCAGAUUUACAUGCUAUCGGAUGUUAUUUCCAGUAAAUCAAAGUACAUUGGCUUUACGAACGGUUGGAAAUUGCUAGGCCGUAAGAGAGACGACCUGGACUUUGAGUGGGAAUCAUGGAAGUAUUUUGUUUGGGACAAUUGCCUAUGGUUCAGUUUCCAUUUGAUAUUGACGGAAACGGUACGAUGGAUUGCGCCGAAGUUUGUAUCCAGAGCUCAUAUGGGCAUCGGUGCUUGUUUCAUUCUCGUACAUUUUAAUCUGAAGGUUCUAACGAUUCUUUUGGCGAAAACAUUCUCCUUCAUUCUGCUGAUGCAUUUCAAUCGAAAACGCGUUGUCUGGUUGUGUGCAACAUUUUGGCUGCUUGUGAUCAUCCUAUUUAAGUACUGGGAGCAACACGAUCAAAUAGGAAAAUUGCUCGAUUUAAAUGAGUCCCAGUGUUACGAGCUCGUUAUCAUCCUAUCGUGGAACGUUUUGAAGUCAAUCAGCUUUUCAGUCGACUACAUCAGCAACAAGAAUAAACAAACCACAGAUGUGUUCGGUUUGGUCAAUAUUUAUGGAUAUGUCCUAUACUUUCCGAAUCUAUUACUCGGACCAUUUAUAAUAUUCGGUCGGUACAACGGAAUGAUGAACAAUGCUCCGAUGUGGAAUGGUAAAAACGCCAUCGCCAGAUUGAUGCGACUGAUCGUUGACUUGAGCAGGGCAUGUUUUUGGCUACUAUUCACCGAUUUCGCUUUACACUUCAUCUAUCUGGGUAAUCUUCAGCAUAAUACUGACGUCGUGAAAAUCUUGAGCCCUUGGUCCCUGUACACAUUCGGUUACUUGAUGGGUCAAUUUUUCCACAACAAGUACGUGGUCUUUUACGGCCUACCGAUGGCGAUCGCAAGGUACGAAAACAUAGAUGCGCCGGGACUGCCGAAAUGUAUCGGAAGGAUACAUUUGUAUUCGAACAUGUGGAAGUAUUUCGAUCAGGGACUGUACGAGUUUCUGUUCUAUUACAUAUACACAUCACUCUGCCAGAAGACAUCACCUGUGUACCGAAAAGUAUUCGCUAGUUUUGUAACAUUCGCAUUCAUCUACCUCUGGCACGGUGUCUACCAAUUUGUGUUCAUCUGGGCGAUGAUGAAUUUCGUGUGCCUGCAAUUGGAACAACUGGGACGGUACAUGGGCCGAACGCAACGGGAUCGAUUUGAACGACACUUUAGUCCAUCGAAUCGGCAUCGAAUCAAAGCAGUGCUCGGUACGCAGAUAUUCAUUCCGGCGGUGAUAUCGAAUUUCUAUUUUUUCGCUGGCGUUGAUGUGGGGAAUGUGUUUGUGAAACGGACAUAUUUGACGGGAAAUUGUGGCACUUAUGUUAGCUUAAGUUUCUGUUCCUAUUGCAUCUAUCAUGUGUCGGAAGUGAUUGAACGAUGGGAAAUUGAAAGGCGACGAGAAAAAACAUUAAAAAUUGGCUAGACCACUUAAUAGCAGAGGAGUUUUGAUAUUC
Bradysia coprophila is the source of this 1915-nucleotide messenger RNA. It is a transcript of the gene rasp, whose product is annotated as protein-cysteine N-palmitoyltransferase Rasp. Gene Ontology annotation, cellular component: endoplasmic reticulum. Gene Ontology annotation, biological process: protein palmitoylation. The record is from RefSeq and is a predicted model, not a curated record. Gene Ontology annotation, molecular function: palmitoyltransferase activity. Lineage: Eukaryota; Metazoa; Arthropoda; Insecta; Diptera; Sciaridae.